AUGGCCUUCACCAAACCCCCGCUCGCGACCGCGACCGCAGCAGCAGCGGCACACUUCCUCCACCCGGUCCCGAAGCCCAUAGCCUUCCUCGAGUUCUUUGACGCCGUCCGCGCCGCCACCCCGCCGCGCUUCCCCCACGCCCGCACCGCCCAGCCGCGCCGCAUCGGCCUCGCCGUCUCGGGCGGUGUCGACUCCAUGGCCCUCGCCUUCCUCUUUAACCAGCUGCGCGAGAUCAACCCCCUCAUGCGCGUCGUCGACAACCCGCUGGCAAAGAUCUCGGCCUAUGUCAUCGACCACGGGCUCAGGGAGGGCUCCCGCGAGGAGGCCAUGGCCGUGGUCAAGGAGCUGAGGAACCUGAGGCACAUUAGGCCGCAGUGGGACGCGGUGAAUUGGAAGGCGGAGGGCGUGACGGGCGACCCGAACCUGCUCCCCAAUGUCGAGAGCCUCGCGAGGAGGGUGCGGUACCGCCGCAUCGGGACGCUGUGCCUCGCCAUGCACGUCGAGAGCAUCUUCCUCGCCCACCACCAGGACGACCAGUACGAGACCGUGCUGAUGAGGCUGCUCGCGGGCCACGGGAGCCGCGGGCUCAGGGGCAUGCCCAAGGCCGGCAAUAUACCAGAGUGCUACGACAUGCACGGCGUCUACGAGAGCGGGCACAUUGACGACCAGAUGAUGCGGAUCCCGCAAAUCAGCUUCCGUCCGCCCAAGCGGGAUUGGAGGCUCAUACGGCGCCAGCUCUCCUCGGAGCUCGACCUGGAUUUGUACGGCGCCGAGCUGCGGGCGGGUCUGCAGACGGGGUGGCACGAAGGGCCCUACGUCGGCGAUGAAGAUAGCGGCGACUUGCUUUUUUCUGCCGCGAGUUCAGCUUCGGCCAAGGCGAGGGCGGCAAAGGCGGCGGCGGCGGCGAGGAACAUGACGCGCGUACAAAUCGAGGACGCGGGCGUCAUGAUUUACCGCCCGCUGCUGGAGUUCAGCAAGGACCGGCUCGUCGCGACGUGCGAGGCGAAUAAUAUCCGCUGGUUCGAGGACGCGACGAACAAGGACGCAUCGCUGACGACGCGCAACGCUGUGCGGCACAUGGUGGGGAAUCAUAGCCUGCCGGCGGCGCUGCGCAAGGAGAAUGUGUUGAGGAUGUCGGCGCGGUGCGGUGCGAAGCUCAGGGGUCUGGAGCAGGAGGCCGAUCGAUGGAUACGGAGGCAGGUCGUGGCCGAGUUUGAGCCCAACGUGGGCACGCUCGUCGUCCGGCUUCCCGAUUUAGAUGUUGUUGGCUCGGGCCGAGGGCGCGGGAGGAAGAAUAGGAGGAGAUCGUUGAGCGACGGUGCGCGACGAGAGCUGCGGCUCGCGCAUCGGCGGGCCGUGGCGGGGUUCGUCGUCAAGAGGCUCGUCGCGUUUGUCUCGCCGGACCGGAACCCGCCGCAGCACGCGGCGCUGCAAAACAUUGUCGGCAAACUCUUCCCCGCCCUCGUGGAAGGCUCUCUUGCCCUCCCGCCGUCGUCGUCGUCGUCACACUCCAGCCCCAGGACGGUAGGCAGGGGCAGCCCACCCAAAGCCUUCAACCAAGCCUCGAUCCUGUUUUUGCCCCUCGCGCCCCAGAAAUGGUACCUCGUCCGCGAGCCCUACCCUUCCUUGCACCCGCACCCGGAGACGACGUACACGACAACGUCCAACAUUAACGAAAAGCAGCGCCACCCGACUUUCCCACCGACGCAGUGGUCCUGCGCCGAGGACGCAGAGUUCACCAGCCGCGAGAAGCUCGCGCAGCUGCACCGCCAACCUCUGCCGCAGCCGGCCUUUUCGAAAUCGAGAAGGUGGUAUGCCUGGCGGCGCUUCAAGCUCUGGGACGGGCGGUUCUGGAUCCGGGUGCGGGGCCGGGUGAAGGCGUAUUUUCGAAUCGCGCCGUUUGCGCCGAUUCACGGCAAGGCUUUCCGCGAGGGGCUUGGCGGGGCCGGCGCUGAGCCGGCUGCUGCUGCUGCUGCGGACGAGGAGGAUCCGCAGGAGAGCAGCAACGUGGAGGCGGGGGGGUAUCAAGUUGCUCCCGGGAUCGGUGUCACGGGCGGCCGCGCUAGCAGUAGCAUUAGCGUCAGCGGCGGCGACCGCAGGGCCGAGUUGGAGGGGAUAUUGAAGCGCUUCGCGCCGGGCAAGGUGCGGUAUACGCUGCCGGCGCUGUAUGCCGUCAACCGCGACGAGCAGACGGGGGAGGAGGUGCUGAGGAUGCUCGCGCUGCCGACGCUCGGGGUCGGUCUGCCCGGGCUGGAGAGGUGGGUUCAGUACGAGGUGCGGUACCGCAAGGUCGACCUGGGACUGCUGGAUCGUGAAGCGACGGGUGGCGGCGGCGGCGGCAGUCAUCUGCAACGGCAGCGGGGUGGCGGCAGCGGUGGUGGUGGUGGUGUCGGUGGCGGCGGUAGGAGCAAGAACAAGAGCGGCUUUGUCGGGGCUGCCAUGUUGCGCAGGCGCGUUCUCGCGGAGGGCACGGCGGAGGAGAGGGGGUGGAAGCGCAUCAGCGGGAUUCGGAGGAAGAGGAUGAUGAUGGUGGUGAUGCGGAGAAAGGAGGAUAGACGAGUGAGUUUUGGCUUGAGGUCUGCUUGA
Molecule: messenger RNA, 2586 nt
Organism: Colletotrichum orchidophilum
Lineage: Eukaryota; Fungi; Ascomycota; Sordariomycetes; Glomerellales; Glomerellaceae
Product: PP-loop family protein
Exons: 1
Coding region: 1-2586 (861 amino acids)
Biological process (GO): tRNA processing
Molecular function (GO): ATP binding; ligase activity, forming carbon-nitrogen bonds
Source: RefSeq, a predicted model, not a curated record